UUAUUAAUAAAAGGAAAAUAAAGGGGAAAGCAGAAGGCUUUGACGGUUUAUCGAUCAACGGUGGUUUUGCAGUUGAGAGUUGCGAGAUUGGUGGGUCUCUCUGGUGUAGUUGGAGUUUAUUGAAAACUUCUCGAUUUCAAUUUGCAAGUUCCCUAUUGGUUAUUUUUGAAAUCGGUCUCAGGUUUAUCAGAGAAGAGGAGGUUAUUCUUGUGUUUCCAUAGAAAUCCAAUCUUGGUGGAAGGAUCUAGGACUGGGAGUGUGGUCGAUCGGAACUUGAAAAGAAUAGCUGAACAAUGGCAUUGAGUAAUAACUGCAGUUCUAAGCCAAAGCGAGGGGGCUCGUCUACAUUGAAUGUAGAUGCAGUAGACAAAGGUUUGGGGAUUGUUUACUAUACACGGGCAAUGGGAAGAAAAAGAGUUGCGGUUUCCAACUGUGCAGAGGUGUCGCCUCUCACUUCCCCUUCCAGAACCCCACUGAAAAAGCGCCAUAGCAUACGAAAAAAUGUAGCGAAGUCGCUUCUUGAGGCCUUACCACAGGAGAUUUUGGUCCAAGUGUUGUGUGGUGUAGAUCAUGAUGACUUGAAGCAGCUAUUCCACGUAUCGAAGACGAUCAGAGAAGCAACUUUGAUUGCGAAGCAAUCUCAUUUCGCAUAUUGCACUCCUUCUAAAUCCUUGGCGGGUGUAAGGAGUUUCAGUGUUGUGGAAGAUUCAAGCAAGCUUGAUGCCGAGGAGGCACCGAAUGCGCCGAGACAGCAACGGAUUUUAGGCUCCCGACUCAACCGAAAGAAGCUUGCUGACAUUAGUGUUGCCUUGUUCCAUUCUCCCGAGGAAAAGCAAUGGCUGAAGAACAGUUUACUACUGGAAACAGAAAUAUGAGUAAUUUCUGGGCCAGUCUUCUUGUAAGCAUUUUGUAAAUGCUUUCGCUUAUUGUAAUUGAUGUUGUGGUGGUUGUUCAGUAAUUGGGGGUUCUGCAGACUUGUGUAUGUAAACAAACGGUGCAAAGCCCUUCUUCAAUUCCUUCAUUGAAGACGGUGGAAUGUAUAUGUGUAUGUAAAUGUCUCAGGGAACUCUUGUUAAUUUAUUUCAUUGGAAGGGCAUUUCCUUCAUGUUUUCAUUAAAAUGUUUACAGAUUUGAGAAUGUAACAGUAUUUGUACACCACUAACUUUCAUUGAAUGAGCUCCUCUCUUACUUUUAUUACCACUAUUUUUGUAAUGGGUGAACCAAAUAUGUGUUGGUAUCAACAAUUUAUUUCA
Molecule: messenger RNA, 1253 nt
Organism: Nelumbo nucifera (sacred lotus)
Lineage: Eukaryota; Viridiplantae; Streptophyta; Magnoliopsida; Proteales; Nelumbonaceae
Product: F-box protein At1g61340-like
Molecular function (GO): protein binding
Source: RefSeq, a predicted model, not a curated record